Hevea brasiliensis (rubber tree) is the source of this 1232-nucleotide messenger RNA. Its product is annotated as ethylene-responsive transcription factor 6-like. Gene Ontology annotation, molecular function: DNA-binding transcription factor activity; DNA binding. The coding region runs from base 94 to 1131 and encodes 345 amino acids. Lineage: Eukaryota; Viridiplantae; Streptophyta; Magnoliopsida; Malpighiales; Euphorbiaceae. The record is from RefSeq and is a predicted model, not a curated record. The transcript has a single exon. Gene Ontology annotation, biological process: ethylene-activated signaling pathway; regulation of DNA-templated transcription.
CCUUAUCACUCCAUCUUCCACUCUCAUCCUUCCUCAACCAUUUCAGAACAUCAUCUCCUCCAAUCAUAUAUAUUCUUUGAAGCGGUCUUGGAAAUGGCGACGCAGGCCCAAGUAGCAUCUGCUUUGGAGAUCAUCGAACAGCAUUUACUUGGUGAUCUUCUCUCACCUGUUGGUAUCUCUUGUUCCUCUUCUGCUUCUACCACCUCUCUAAUUGAUAAUGUAAACAUGGAGCUUUCCAGCUCUCAGACUGUGUCUGACUGCUCCCGGGCUUCCAGCUCUGACUCUGCCUUCUCAAUCGAUGAUUACUUUAACUUUGACAAUAUUGAUGAUGAUUUUUUUGAAUUCGAAGCUAAACCUCAAAUCAUCCCUCUCACUAUCUCAAAAUCCAGUGAUUCAACCUCCAGUUUUGAAUUUGAUUCAAAACCUCAACUUUUCUCUCAACCAAGUAACGAGUUCUUCGACUUUGAAUCAAAACCUCAAAUCCAAGUUCUAGAGAAUUUCGUAUUUGAAGCAAAACCGCUUUCUCAACCCAAUGAUGAUUUCUUCAACUUCGAAUCAAAGCCUCAAGUAGCUUCUGCAAAUUCAAGCUCUCAAGUAAAUCGAAAGCCAUCUCUGAAAAUUUCAGUCCCUAAAAAAACCGAAUGGAUUCAAUUUGCUAACCCGAACCAACAAUCGGACCAAAUCAACUUAGCUGUUGAAGAGAAAAGGCAUUAUAGAGGAGUCCGACAGAGGCCGUGGGGCAAAUAUGCAGCGGAGAUCCGAGAUCCGAAUCGGAAGGGCUCACGUGUAUGGCUUGGGACCUUCGACACGGCUAUCGAAGCCGCCAAAGCCUACGAUCGAGCAGCGUUCAAGCUGCGCGGCUCCAAGGCCAUUCUCAACUUUCCUUUGGAAGCUGGGAAGUUGCACACAUGCGUCAACGACAGAAACGAACGGAAACGACCCAGAGAAAGCGAGAUUGUAGAGGGAGAAACGAAGAAGGUGGUGAAGAUAGAAGAAGCGGAGAGGGAUGUUGCGUUGACGCCGUCGAGCUGGACGGCGGUUUGGGAUUGUGUUGAUUUGAAAGGGACAAUGCCGUUGUCUCCAUUGUCUCCCCAUCCAGCGUUAGGAUAUCCUCAGCUUAUGGUUAUAUGAGUAGCAGCUUUUUUCUUUUUUCAACAUAUUAGAGUUUUUGAUCUUGCAGUGUUGAUAAUUGAUAACAUAAUUUUUAAUAAAUAACUAUCUGAUUUUCUCCA